Saccostrea echinata is the source of this 4330-nucleotide messenger RNA. Its product is annotated as aminopeptidase N-like. The record is from RefSeq and is a predicted model, not a curated record. The transcript has 21 exons. Gene Ontology annotation, biological process: peptide catabolic process; proteolysis. Lineage: Eukaryota; Metazoa; Mollusca; Bivalvia; Ostreida; Ostreidae. Gene Ontology annotation, cellular component: cytoplasm. The coding region runs from base 652 to 3702 and encodes 1016 amino acids. Gene Ontology annotation, molecular function: zinc ion binding; peptide binding; metalloaminopeptidase activity.
CAUUAUAUUCUGAUUAUAUUAUGGUUAUUUUGAAGGUGAAAUUUAUUUCCCCUUUGUUCCAUAUAACUUCAUUCUUUGAUUCCGUAGAACGUAACAUUUCCUAAGAACGAUUCUCUUUAACAUCGAGAAGCGAAAGAUAUACAUAUGAAAUCAAUUCAAUGGUAAUUCGCAGGACAGUUAAUGAUAAUUUCUUUUCUCCCUUCCUUUUCCUUGGAUUACAAUAACCUCUCAUUUGACAACAGCGGGGUGUCUCCUGACUUUCUGACAAGCUCCAGAAAAGAAAUUGUGAUAAAAUUGAUUUCCGAGACUACUCGCCUCAAAGAUUGUGCUUAGAUAAGAGACGGCCAUUUACAAUGGUAUGACGGAGAACGGACCACUGGAUAGAAUUGCACGUGAGGAGUCUGACGGCUUUUACCGGAAUAUAGAUGGCUUAUUUUUUUGUUAAAUCCAUACGUGUUCGAAAAGAUGCUUUUGUAUAAUUAAGAUUAGACCCGUGUCAACGAAAACUUCUACGAUUUACACCGUGUCCAGACGUUAUAAAGCCAGUUAAAGUAGAGCCAAAAGGGAUAAAAAUGAAUUAUUUUUAAAAUUAUUUGAGAAAAUGCAGAGUAACUUUGGAUAUACAUUAAGGUAAGUAAACCAGUUAUAAACAUGGAUCAAAGGGAAAACGGUAUGACGUGCCAUAGCAAAGAACAAAAUGGAUUGAUGAGCAAGUCUAUCGAGAAAAAGGAUUUGUUUGUGGAAUACAGUACAGAGAGAAGGACAGGGUGCUAUCUUAGUCGCUUCCAGGGCACCUGUCUAAUUCUCGGGAACUUGAUUAUUUUGUGUACUGCAGUUGCGUUAGUUGCCUUUGUGAAAAAAGAGAGGAUCAUUUACGGGUCGGUGUCGGAACCUAUUUGUAGCUGUGAUAGCCCAAAACCUUACACAAAUGUUACCUUAGACUACUCCUAUGUUAGAAAUCAAACUUCUAUUACUAUUCUAAGUGAAAAUCUUGCGGAAGAAGAGAAUUCUACACUUUCAGAAAAUAGGCAUGAGGAGGAGGAAGGAUCCAAAGAGGUUCCGGAAGAAAAAGUCAUUCCAAAAGAGACACCUUGGCGGGAAAUUCGCCUUUCGAGAGAUCUCAUGCCUUUACUUUACGAGAUUCAUCUUAAAGUGGACUUAGAAAACUUAACUUAUCGUGGUCAUGUUAACAUGACCUUGAAAUGUACCAAAAACACACGUUUUGUCAUAUUUCAUAUUUCUCAUAUAUUUCUGAACAAAACUUCAGUGAAAAUUACGGAUGUAGAUACACAAAAAACAUUUGGGAUUUUAAAACAAUUUCGUUUCAUCAAAAAUCAGUUUUGGGUGAUUGAGCUUAGUUCGGAACUCUCAGAAGGAACCCUGUAUAAAGUGAGCGUGGGGUACCGCGGGAAUUUACACGAAGACCUAAGGGGCAUUUACCUCAGUAAAUACGUCACUCCGGAGGGGGAAACCAGGCGUUUGGCAGCAACGCAGCUUCAGUCCACUGAUGCACGGAAGACGUUUCCCUGUAUGGACGAGCCCGAUAUGAAAGCUAAGUUCCGGUUAACGCUGACUCACCAGGAGGAAUACGAAGCUCUCAGCAAUACUCCCCGGAUUUCGGAAACUCUGGAAAAUGGUUGGAAAACAGUGGAAUUCGAUACCACCCCUGUCAUGUCCACCUAUCUGUUGGCAAUAGUCAUCUCUGACUUUACUCACAGAGAAACAGUCCUUGAUAACAAAUUUGAUAUCCGUGUAUGGUCCCAGCCAAACAAGAUAAAUCAGACAGAAUACGCAAUCAGUAUGGUUGUCCAAUGCUACCAUUUCUUCACGGAAUACUUCAACAUCACAGAUGUCCUAAACAAGACAGAUCACGUAGCUGUUCCGGAUUUCAGCGGUGGCGCCAUGGAGAACUGGGGUCUCGUGCUUUAUCGCGAGACUGCGCUUCUUUACGAACAAGGCGUAUCCUCGAGCGAGAACAAGUUGAUGGUCACCCUGAUCGUAGCACACGAAAUUGCACACACUUGGUUUGGAAACAUGGUAACGAUGAGAUGGUGGGACGACCUAUGGUUAAAUGAAGGAUUUGCCAGUCUCCUGAUGUACUUCGCCAUGGAUGCUAUAUAUCCGGACUGGAACGUCUUCACGCUGUCUGUUGUCGCAAAAGAAGUGUUUCCGGUGAUGGUUAAAGACGCAAUGACGACGUCACAUCCGGUUUCUACCCCCAUCGCCACUCCAGACGACAUUGCAGAAUCUUUUGACUCGAUUUCUUACAGCAAGGGCAUGGCCAUUUUAAGGAUGCUGUUAGGUUUUGUCGGAUGGGAGGACUUCCAGAAAGGCCUUAGGCUCUACGUCAACAAAUUCAAGUUCCGAAAUGCAGAAAUGGACGAACUUUGGGACACCUUUACGGAGGCAGUGAACUAUAAAUACGAUAUUAAGUCUACAAUGAACACGUGGACCCGUCAGAUGGGGUUCCCUGUAGUCACGAUGCAGGCGGACAGGGACUGCUAUAAUCUGACUCAAGAACGAUUUCUUUAUCUGGACAGUAUGAACACUUCACAGUCCAGCGAUGAGGAAUACAAAUGGGUCGUACCUUUUACAUACAUCACAGAGGAUGAAUCCGAAACCCAGCUGGUCUGGAUGAAUAAUACUUCAGCUACGAUUCCGCGGACAAUUGAUUCCUGGAUUCUGGCUAAUUAUGAGUACACCGGAUUUUAUCGUGUUAAUUAUGAAGUUAGUAUGUGGAGAAAACUGGCAAAUCAACUAAACAGAAACCAUACAAUUUUUCCAGAGGCAAACAGAGCAGGGUUAAUUGGGGAUUCGUUCAAUUUAGCAAGGGCAAAACUUUUGGAUUAUGACGUUGCUUUACAUAUGACGACAUAUCUAAAGUAUGAGAGGGGUUAUGCUCCUUGGGUGGCAUUUCUGGACUCUGUAGAGUAUAUUAAGAGUUCUAUCUCUAAGUCGGGGGCAUAUGUCCUUCUACAGAAAUAUCUGCUUGACCUGGUGGCGCCAGUGUUUGAUUCAAUAGAGAUGUCAGUGGAAGGGAAUCUACCAGAAAGAUUUUUACGACAAACCAUUCUGAAGCUGGCCUGUGAUGUCGGGUAUAAGAAAGCUGUCGCCUACGCCAGGAGAAUGUUCUACCUCUGGAAAGACCAAGGGAUGACACUCCCCAGUGACUACUCGUCAGUGAUAUAUAUGGUGGGGGUCAGGGAAGGAGGGGUGGAGGAGUGGGACUAUGUCUGGAACAAAUCACAGUCAACUAACGUGGCCGUGGAGAGGGAGAUGCUGAUGGAAGCGCUAGGACAGUCCCAGAAACCCUGGCUACUCUGGAGGUACGCCAACUGGAUCUUUGACUCCUCAAGGAUCAGGAUGCAGGACGUACGUCUCGUUAUCAGUUAUCUGUCAAAGCGCCCUCUGGGAAGAAUGAUCACUCUACACUUACUUAUGACAAAAUGGGACAAGCUAAAUGAACAAUUUGGAUUUGACAAUUUUCUUCUGAGGGAGACGAUAGCUGAAGUUACUCAGUUUGUUAACUCUGAAUUCGAAUAUAAGCAGUUGGCAACCUUAUUUAAAGACAAGCCUCCAAAGGUGGCAAAGAAACAAACGCAGACUUCCUUGGCUCUUAUCAGGGCAAACAUUAACUGGAUGAAUGAAAAUUAUGACGUCAUCACUGAAUGGUUACGCAAUCACGUCGUUGGGAUGUUAUGAUAGUAACAAAUAUAAAUGAUUCAUAGAGGGGACAAAUAUUAAAGAAAUUUAUAAAAAUGUUUCCCAAUGAAAAAAAAUUCUGUGAAUGAUAUUUUCAAUGAAAGAAAAAUAUAUUGUGUGUUAAACUGUGUUCAUUUUGUAUAAUGACAAACAUCAACAAGGCUAAACACAGCCUUUAACAAAGUUGAAUGCAGUAUGGUUAAUAUUCCGAUCUCUUUUUAACUUUCAGUAGCAAAUUGAAUUUGUUUGAAAGUAUAACAUAGUAUAUAGUAACUGUUACUAUACAUAAUAUUGUAUAUAAAUUUACUGAGUUUUUUUGUGAAUAUUUUGUAAAGGAUGUUGUCGUGAUAUAUGUUGUGAACAACUUUAUUUAGUGUAUUUUUUAAUUAUAAUCAAUAUUUCACAGAAUUAUGAGAGGGAGUGAGAGAGCAAUAUUUUUAAAAGAAGGUGUCAUUAUUUUAUCAUUAACAUUGAUGCGAAGAGAAAUUAAAUAUCGUUUGCUAAUUUUAAAAUUUGUCUGCAACAGAUGAAUGAAGGAGAUUAAUAUGUACACCAAUAUUAAAAACAUAAUAAUAGUCUUGUAAUAUUUGUAUUUAUAUUGCUAUAAAAUAAAAUUGAUUAACUUUUG